GUCGGGGGUCUGCGUGUUGUUGUGCCCAAGCUACCGCGCCUUUAUGCUUGCCCUACUUCUAGCCGGUUGUGCGCUGAUCGGGGAAGGGGAGGCUCUUGGUUGGAAUAGUUACAAGUUGAGAGUUCGAUCGGGUGCUGGCUGGAACCACGGCGGAAGAAGAAGCAGCAGCACUCUCCUUGGCUUCACAUCUCCCCGUGUGCCCGCAACAGCAGCAGCACCAGCAGCAGCGGCAGUGGCAACUCACGGAGCGACGAGCAACGACAACGAGGGAGAGGGGCAAGGAAGAUCGAUGCACACUAACGAGGGGGUGCCGCCGCCGCCGAUGAAUCCCGAGGAUGUGGCGAGGUUUCCCCUGCCCGGGACGGCGUCGCCGAUCCAGUUAGCCUUCUCGCCGGACGACAACAUCCUCUCCUACCUACACGCCGAGGGGGGACAGCUCACGCGACAGUUGUGGGGCGUGGACGUGAACACCAUGGCGAAGAAGCAGCUGGUGAUGCCCCCCAACGAUGGUGACACGGAGGAGAACCUCAGCCUAGAGGAGAAGCUUAGGAGGGAGAGGCAGAGGCUGCACGCCACGGGGGUGACGUCAUUCUUCUGGUCGUCGAGGGGGAGCGCCAACAUCCGCAUCAUGGUGCCGCUACAGGGCAACGUGUACGUUCAGGACGGCAUCGACUCGUCGACGCUGAGGAUAGUGUACGACAAGGCCGCGCCGGAUAACGGUGGGGUGGGGGCGGUCGACCCGCAGAUGUCUCCGGACGGGCGGCUGGUGGCUUUCGUCAAGGACGGCGAGAUAUUCGUCGCCUCUGUCGACCCCCCUGCCUUCUCGUCGACCUCUCCGGGAGCGUCUUCCUCCCCGGCGGCGACGCCGGAGGCGGGGACGGCGUUGCCGCCCCCCGUGCAGCUCACCUUCGGCGGGCGCAGCAGGGGCGUGACGCACGGGCUUGCGGACUUCGUGGCACAGGAGGAGAUGGACCGUUACCGUGGCUUCUGGUGGUCUCUCGACAGCUCCUCGAUAGCCUUCACGGAGGUGGACGAGCGACACAUCCCGUCGUUCCGAAUCAUGCACCAGGGGAAGGACACCGUGGGGGAGGGGGCCCAGGAGGACCACCACUAUCCCUUUGCGGGGAAAGACAACCCAAAGGUACGCCUUGCCGUGGUCGAGGUGGACGCGGAGGCCAUCCAGUCCGGCCAGGCUAACACCAGCGAGGAGAACUUCCGACCCACCUGGAUGGACAUCGGGGGCACCGCCAACGGCGGCGGCACCCCCCCUUCGGGGCAACCAACGGAGGGCCAGACGUCGUCGGAGCCGGCCUCAAGCAACGACAACGGAGGAAUGGGGGCGGCGAAAGCGGGGGCGGGCAUAGAGGGAGAGAUCUACCUCGCUAGGGUGAACUGGCUGCAGGACGGCUCGCUGUGCGCCCAGGUGCAGAACCGCGCUCAGACGGAGCUCCGGCUGCUGCGACUGGACCCGCGAAGCGGCGCCCCCACCACCCUCGUCGUGGAGAAGUCCAAGGUCUGGGUCAACCUGCACCAUCUGCUCCGGUCCCUCCCGGCGCCCGCCCUGCAGCAGCCUCGCCAAGAAGGCGGUAGCUCUGGCGUUGUUGGCGCUAGCGAUAUGGACGUCUCGUCGCCGUCGUCCUCCUCCUCGCCGGCGGCACCGGACGGGUCGUUUUCUUUCAUCUGGGCGUCCGAGCGCAGCGGGUUCAUGCACCUCUACCUCUACCAGUACGUGCCAGGGGCGGACAAGGCGGUCGAGAUACGCCAGAUAACCUCGGGGGAGUGGGUCGUGGAGUUCGUCGUGGGGGUGGACCAGGCGAACGACGUGGUGUACGUGAUGGGUACGUACGACAGCCCGUGCGAGCGGCACCUGUACGCGGUGCCCCUCAACAACCCGGAGGGGGGUCCCGGGGGGAGCGCGAAGCCGGUCAGGCUGACGGAGGCCCCGUGCAUGCACAACGUCAUCAUGGACCACCGCCUCCGGAGGUUUGUGGACGUCUACAGCUCGCCGGAGCAGCCCGCGAAGAUGGUUCUGUACGCCCUCUCCACCACGGGUAACCCUUACGAUCCCCCGACACCCGUGCAGGAGCUGCACUCGGCCCUGGACGACAGAGUCUUGGCUCUCAGACCCAAGCUCCCACCCCCUGAGGUGAUAUCCUUCGAGACAAGGGACAGGGAGGCCAACCUGUUCGCCGCGGUGUACCGUCCGGACGUUAACGUGCACGGUCCGGGGCCCUACCCCACCAUCGUGGCAGUCUACGGGGGGCCGCACGUGCAGUGGGUGAGCCGCAGCUGGGGGUGCACUGUGGACAUGCGAGCACAGAGAUUGCGCGACCUGGGGUUUUUGGUGCUGAAGUGCGACAACCGAGGGAGCUUCCGAAGGGGGUUGGCGUUCGAGGCAUGGGUGAAGUGGCGCAUGGGUGGCGUCGAGAUAACCGACCAGGAGGACUGCGUGCACUGGGCGGUCAAGAAGGGUCUGGCGGACCCUGCGAGAGUGGGCAUCUAUGGCUGGAGCUACGGAGGGUACGCCACGGCCAUGUGCCUGUGCAAAGCGCCCAACACCUUCAGGGUGGGGGUGAGCGGGGCCCCGGUGACUGCCUGGGACGGUUACGACACUCAUUACACGGAGCGCUACAUGGGCACUCCGAUGGAGAACCCCAAGGGUUACACAGAGUCUAGCGUGUUGACUCACGCGUCCAAGCUCGAAGGGAAGCUGAUGCUGGUGCAUGGCCUCAUGGACGAGAACGUGCACUUCCGACACACGGCCAGGCUCAUUAACGCGCUAAUCGCGGCCCGCAAGCCGUACGACCUCCUCAUAUUCCCGGACGAGCGCCACUCGCCGAGAAAGCUACAGGACCGCGUGUACAUGGAGCAGCGCAUCAGCGACUACUUCGUGCAGCACCUCGUCAAAGACCCCCCACCGCAGGCCAGCCACUUGUAGAAGUUCCUCCAGCGAAGAGCGGCAGAGGAAUUUUGCCGCUGCCGCUGGGCAUCAAGAAAGAAAGGGGUUGAGCUGAUCAGUUUGUGGACAAAAGGCUCUUUCACACAGCAGCUGCGAGCGACUGCUGUCGUCCCACAUUUGCCGGGAUCGCGCAGGACUUGCGGGAAACAAGAUUGGGUUAUGAGAGGAACCGGUGUCGCCUCUGGGUUUGCUAUUAGCAAGGGCAUUCGACGCUGGUUCUUGAGCAUAGGCGACGCUAGUUUUUCAGAAUAGGUGACGCUGAUUAUUGUUACCGAAUAGACGAUGCUCCUCCUUUUCUUGUUCUUGGAAGAGGGGGGCGUUUGGUAGCCCUUUCCUUCGCGUGAAAGGGCGCGUGUUGCGCUCCUGUUCUCCCCCCAAUGCCCAAUCGCCGUCCACGUCCGUCUUUGGCACACAACUUGUUGUGGUUGUUUUUUCCUGCUGUUGUUUUGUGCUUGUUUUUCUCGCUUGGAAUCAACCUUUUCCCGGCCCCUUGUACCACACAUGAACCGAUUUUGCGAGGGUGAUGGCUGUCUUGGUAGGGUAGAGCUUAUAGCUUCCCUACCGAGAUCCACGAAGCGCAAACGACCAUUGCCCGCAGCGGUGUGCCUGUGCGUUGGUGUUUUCAUUGUGCGAGCGAGAUGCGAGAUGGCCGAACAGGGCACUGUCGAAUGUUGCGCGGGUAUCUGCCGUAUUUGUGGACAACGACAAUGAAAGCUUCCACGGGCGUACCUUAUAAAAGCAGGGUGAUGGGUUAUGGUACUCCAUGGUGAGUACCGCAGCGGUGUGUAAGCACGUUCGUGGUGUGAUGUUAUAGAGGUUGGAUCCUGGUGGGCUUAAAGGAAGUCGUGGGUUACAACCUUGUUACAGGGGAGCGGGGAAGAUCGAUCGGGCGGGCGUUGGAGUGGAAGAAAAGAGGUGCUAUUAAUAUCUGCCUUUCGCGUUUCGAUAGCAACAACCGAACUUGUUGUUUCUUGGUCGCGAGCGACUGGCUGACUGCAAGCCUCGCGUUCGUUUUUCACGCGAAAAUAGGGGUAUGGGGCGUACGAUAUGUUUUCGAUACAGGAGGAGACAGAUUCGUUUGGGGGAAGUGUGUUUGUGUGCGUGUGUGCAAAAGGUUGUGGGAGGGCUUCGAACGAAUGCGUGCGGCAAUGUUGUGUGUUCGCGCCGCAUGUUUGCUUGGGGCUUGUGGUCAUGACAGACCGCAGGAGCUAACGAUGACGCGAGUUGGUUUGAUUCUUGCUCUGUGGCCACAACAGCAGCAACAGCGGCUGUAAAACUCAGCUAUGUAUACGACACAUACACAGUGUCAAUUACUUGCAUUGAACGGAUCCACCCAACUCGUUGAUUGUGACACGAAUCCUGCGGGGAGAGGGUGGCAAAACGUCAGUCGGGAUGAUGGCGCUUUGACGCCCGAUAGAUGGACUGUGAUGUUGACGGGGAAAACGCAUGGUGCACUACAAGCUUUUUUUCGCCUAGCAGUGUUGCCUCGACUACAUUGGCGCGUCGCAAGACCCCCCCCCUCCGCACUUCAUCAUCCAGGGGGAUGCCUUCGAAUGGCGUGGUGACGACCACGAACAAGGUCGAACAAGGUUGGUUUCCUCUAGACUUUUUUCUGCUUCUGGGUUAGGUUUCGCGGUACCGAUAGGCUGCGAAAGAUAGUGCCUAAACAAACAAAUCAUAACGGGUAACAUAUUAUUGUUUGCUGAUGGCUGUUGUUGGCUGAUGGGUUGGUAUGUUCAGCAGUAGUACCGUGUGUACGCAUCAUCUCCUGGAUAAUC
Messenger RNA from Ectocarpus sp. CCAP 1310/34, 4737 nucleotides. NCBI's taxonomy places the organism in Eukaryota, Phaeophyceae, Ectocarpales, Ectocarpaceae. The record is from the annotation of a GenBank genome assembly.